This is a messenger RNA of Leptonychotes weddellii (Weddell seal), 3006 nucleotides long. NCBI's taxonomy places the organism in Eukaryota, Metazoa, Chordata, Mammalia, Carnivora, Phocidae. The record is from RefSeq and is a predicted model, not a curated record.
UUAAAAACACAGGUAACAGAUUUCUUUUUACAGGAGUUGGCCCAUGGGUUAAGUGAACUCCUAUCCUAUGAAGGCAAUGUUGAAGAAGAUUUCUAUUCGACAUUCCAGGUUUUUCAAGAAGAAUUUGGAAUAAUUAAAUCCUACAAUUUAAAGCCAGGUGGUGAUAAAAUUCCAGUUACCAAUCAAAAUAGGAAAGAAUAUGUGCAGCUUUAUAUUGACUUUCUUCUCAACAAAUCCAUCUAUAAGCAAUUUGCUGCAUUUUAUUACGGAUUUCAUAGUGUGUGUGCUUCAAAUGCCCUGAUGCUGCUUCGUCCAGAAGAGGUUGAAAUUCUGGUCUGUGGAAGUCCCGAACUGGACAUGCAUGCUCUGCAGAGAAGUACUCAGUAUGAUGGCUACGCAAAAACAGACUUAACUAUAAGAUAUUUUUGGGAUGUUGUGCUUGGAUUUCCUCUUGAUCUUCAAAAGAAGUUGCUACAUUUUACUACAGGAAGUGACAGAGUACCUGUAGGAGGAAUGGCUGACUUGAACUUUAAAAUCUCAAAGAAUGAAACUUCUACUAACUGGUUGCCUGUGGCCCACACCUGCUUCAAUCAACUUUGCCUUCCCCCCUACAAGAGCAAAAAGGACCUAAAACAGAAAUUGAUCAUUGGAAUUUCAAAUUCAGAAGGUUUUGGACUUGAGUGACCUAGAAGACUUGAAAUACAUUUUAUAUGUAGCAUUCACUUCCCUCUUAUUGUGCCUUUAACCUUUUCAUGUCUCUGUCUCACAGCACCUUGACAAAGCUCACCAACUUUAAAAUACUGAUUUUUUUUUAAAUCAAAUAUGAAGUAUGUUCAGUGGGGGAGGCAUGAUUUUCUAAAAACACAGAAAUUGCUUGAGGAGAAGCCCAGAUGGCAGAGACAGGUGUGGGUCCGGCCCUUCCUUUUUAUAGCACUUUAUGAGUCUCCAUAGGUCGUUUCUCACAGGUGCUCCACUGGGAAAGCAAAGCGCAGUGAAGAACGCGCUGACCGCAGAGUGGAGCCCGGUGGGGCCCGGUGGCACACACAGCUCCGUUCUCGUUCGUGCAAGGCAUGUAGCCAUAUUUUCAUAUAGAGGUAAACAACAACAGCAUAAAUGCUGUUCACAGGGUUGGUUUCUUUUUGAUAUACUGGCUUUGGUCCUAUAAGAUCCUUUUCGACUGUUGCUGAAAAGCAUGUAAAUAACUACAUAUUAGCCUGAGAAUAAUGGGAUUUUGAUAGUGCCAUUUAUUGCUAAAAGAUUUAUUUUUACAAAGUAAAUUCAGGGUUUUAGAUGUGUAUACAGCUUUUACAAAUCAAUAAAGAUGAUUGUACAAGAGUGUUAACUAUUUUCAGACUAAUUGGAUUCGAGGUUCUGUUCUUUUAAGUAAUGUUAGUCUGCAUGCACAUUGGCAGUAAGCUAGUUACUUUGAGUAUUCUGUAAUAUUUGUAUAAUGAUCAUUUCUUCUUAAGGGUCAGAACAUUAGAGGGGAUAUCAGAUCUAACUGUUGAUAAAUUAAGUCAAUUACAAGCACAAAAGAACUGUUUUUAUAUAUAAUUUGAUUGAUGUACAAGGCUUAUUUCUAAUAUUUUUUGAUUACCAGUUGUACUGAAGCACUAAUUUUGGGGAAAGGCUAGGGUAAGAUAUUUGACAAAAGUGAAUACAAUAAUAACAUCUGUGUCAAAAUGAUAUAGCUUGGUGUAAAAAUAAAGUUCAACGUUUUGGCCAAAAUGUUUGUAUUUCACUGGAUUCUGAAUGUAGUAAAUUCAAAAGUACCCUUUUUGGAGUUUCUCAAUAAGUAGCAUGUAAAAAGAAACUACAUUUUAAGUCAGACUGUAAAUGGUUUUCUUUUUAUUUACAGCAAAUGAAGCAGUUUUAUUGGCAUGUUACAAAUAUUUCGGAAUCAAGACUUCUUUAUUAUACUUUGAUAACUUUCCUUCAGGAAACUCUGAAGAUACAUUUGCAAUAAUAAUGAAGCCAGCAUUUAGUACCAGCAUAUGGUUCACAGGCAAAUAAUACUGUCCCCCGGUUUUUUCCUAGUUACACUGUUUUCUUAUUGCUAUGCUUCCUACACUCAACCAGCAGAAUUCUUUUCGGGUGGAGGAACGAAUCAACUCGUUCUCCUGUAGGGCUGGGGCCAAUUCGCGAAUCUUUGAGGAAUAGGAAUUCCUUCGUUUACUGUUCCCCUUGCAAAGGAAGUGACUCUGCUUUUCCACUGGGUGUACUAUGUAAAGGAUUUUUCUUCUUAAAAAUCUUGGAAAAGCCUAAGAGAGUUAAAGGCAUGUUGGUUUUGUUUUGUUUGCUCUGUUUCUUAUCCAUCUGCGAAUAAAACUGCUUCUCUGUUAGACUGCUUGGACUAGAACGUAGGUUACUACUUACUAAUAAGCACAAAAGAAUCACGUAUAAGAAAUCAGAUUUAAGUGUUUUAAAUAAAACAGAGUUUUUAUUUGGUAGAGACGGAAAAAUUGUGUUGGCUUGGUCUGCAUGUUUAAUGAUGUGCUUGUUUAUCGAUAGCUCUGUCACUUUUAAAUAAGUACACAAGCAAGCCAAAUUUUUACAUGACAAAGUCCAUAAGGAACUAGAAAAUUAUUGUUGUCUGUUGUUAUUAAGUUGAAAUUUGUAACCAUUUGUCACUUAAUUACACAUUGCCUUUAUUUAUUUAUGUUGGUUUUGGUUUACAGUGUAAUAAUACCUCAUUUUCUAAAAAAAAAAACAAAACCACUACUGUCCUAUUUCAUUAAUUUAAAUAGCUAGAAAAUUCAUGUAGUUGCUUUUUUUAAUAUAAUCUGUUAAGGAAGUCUUGAUUUUUAUAUCUGCCACAGUAAAUUAAAGCAUUGUGCAGUAUUUAUCAGUAUUUACAAAAUGUCCUGUCCUUUUUAAAUCUUUGCUUAAUCAUAUUUUUGUCUGUAUGAUCAAAAGUUUUUAACAGUCUGUCUUUUUUGUACAAAUCUGUAUUGUAUUAAGUUCAUUUCUGGAUAAAAUUUUUCAAAUAUUAAAGUUAUACAAUCA